UGAUACACAACCAUGGCUCAGGAGUUUGUCAAAGCCCAAAUUAAAGGAGACAAAGUGGUUGUGUUUCUGAAACCAUCGUGCCCUUACUGUGUGCUCGCCAAAGAUGUGCUGUCCAAAUACAGCUUCAAAUCCGGACAUGUAGAGUUCAUCGACAUCAGCGGUCGAGACAACAUGGACGCCAUUCAGGAUUAUUUACAGCAGAUUACAGGCGCUAGGACUGUGCCGCGCGUGUUUAUAGGUGAGGCGUGUAUCGGAGGAGGAAGCGACGUGGAAGGGCUUGCCAGAAGUGGAAAACUGGAAGGCAUGCUGCAGAAAAUCGGAGCGCUGCAGUGACUAGAUGAUGGCCGGGCCGCUUGCGGGAGGUCACAUGAUGCUGCAGCGGGACUUGCGCAGCUGCCGUCUGCGUUGCUGGUACUCGCUGAGCUCCUGCAAGUAGCCUCUGGAGGGCCAGCGCAGCCGCUCCACCUGCUCCCGCUCCUCCUCUGUCCAACAGCAGCACUGUGACCAUGAAGAAAACACAGCGACAACCCCUCACCCCCGCCAUAUACCCACACAGUGCCUGUUUAACAUUAUGCCUUAAGCUCUAUCUAUAAUAUUAACCAUUUAAUCAUGUCGAGAUAAAAUGGCAUUAACGUAUAGCACUUGAAUGUCAAAAUCCAUCCUUUAUAUCAAUAGGUUUUUUCUUCAUGAGCUGUAUGUUAAAUGUUUUUGGCUGAAAUAUAUUGAAUUGUCUGUUAAAGUACCCAUUAAAUCAUUCAAAAGGAAUCUGUAAA
Ictalurus punctatus (channel catfish) is the source of this 773-nucleotide messenger RNA. It is a transcript of the gene glrx, whose product is annotated as glutaredoxin (thioltransferase). The transcript is spliced from 3 exons. The coding region runs from base 13 to 333 and encodes 106 amino acids. NCBI's taxonomy places the organism in Eukaryota, Metazoa, Chordata, Actinopteri, Siluriformes, Ictaluridae. The record is from RefSeq and is marked provisional.